GCCACUUUGCAAAAUCUCCAGCACGAUUAAUUUGAACCUAUGAUAUCAUUCCGCAAGUGGAAAAGUCCUGGAUUUUUUGUGGCUCACCUUUUUGCACUGAUUGUCUAACAGACUCACACUAGAAAUGCGUUCCCAGUGUACGAGUACUGACAGAUAUCCAAAUGAUGGAAGUGGUCAGAAUGUCGCUGGAGAGCAGCAGGAAAUGGAAGCCAAUGAAUUACGUCGAAAUAAGCGUGAAGAACAGAUUGCUAGAAGACUGAGCACGGGAAACAUUGGGUCAUCUAAUAAUGCGGAAGACAUGUAUCAGGCACAGGCAGACAUUGCAGCGCAGGUUGUGCAUUUCAGUCCUGAGAUGGUCACUGAUCUCGCCAGUCAGGAUCCGCGCAGGAUGUUGAAUGCUGCCCAGAACUUUCGAAGGCUGCUCUCUAAAGAACCUGGACCUCCACCCAUUGACGAAGUGAUAAAUACCGGAAUUCUGCCGCGGUUUGUUCAGUUCCUGCAAAUGACUGAUCUAGUCCAGCUGCAGUACGAGGCGGCAUGGGCUUUGACCAAUGUUGCAUCAGGAACAUCACAACAUACGCGCAGAGUCGUUGAAGUAGGUGCUGUGCCGAUCUUCAUUCGAUUGCUGGAUUCUCCGUCGGAGGAUAUUCAAAAUCAAGCUGUAUGGGCUUUGGGAAACAUUGCUGGAGAUGGCCCAGAAUGCCGCGAUCUGGUGUUGAACGAAGAAAUUCUUCUUCCGUUGAUAAACAUUCUAACCCAUUCGAAGAAUUUAACGGUGGUCCGCAAUUCAGUGUGGGCUCUCUGCAAUUUGUGCCGUGGCAGGACACCGCGGCCAGAUUUUGCCAAGGUGAAACAAGCUUUGCCAAUUUUAGCCCGGCUUUUGUUCCAUUCAGAUGCAGAUGUGCUGACCGAUGCAUGUUGGGCGAUUUCUUACCUGUGUGAUGGUCCAGACGACAAGAUUCAGGCUGUUGUUAAUGCGAGUGUCUGUCCGCGGUUGGUCACCCUUCUAGGUCAUGAUGUUCAAAACGUGGUUUCCUCUGCUUUGCGCGCCGUUGGGAACAUCGUAACAGGAAAUGUCUCCCUGACGCAAAUGGUUUUGAAUAGUGGCGUAUUGCAGCUGUUGAAGCGGCUACUUGUUCGUCAGGACGUAAAAGAAAGCGUUCGUAAGGAAGCUUGCUGGGCGUUGUCAAAUAUCAAUGCAGGAAGCCGCAGUCACAUUCAGCUUGUAAUAGACGCAGGACUUGUUCCAGUUCUCAUAGAGAUCCUGGGUAAUGCUGAAUUUAAGACGCGAAAAGAAGCGGCUUGGGCUAUAUCGAACGCGCUUUCUGGUGGCUCUGAGGAACAGAUUCAAGUGUUCGUACAAGCGGGAUGCAUUCCGCCAAUGUGUGAUCUUUUGGGCAUCACAGAUGCUACUAGGAUCGUACAGGUGGCUCUUAAUAGCGUCGAAAACAUUCUCCGUAUUGGCAAAAAUCGCGUGGAUGAUCGGGGCCGGAAUCCUAACGCGCUUAUCGUGGAGCAUUAUGGAUUGGAAAAGCUGAAAUCCCUUCGAGUGCACGAAACUCCGGAAAUCUGCCUAAAGGCACGGGAAAUUAUUAAGAUUUACUUCGAUGCAGGGGAUGAAAAGAACAAAUUAGGUGGCGGCGAGCAGCCUGUUGGUGAUCCAACGGAAAGUCAGCAACCGUCGCAAGGCUCAUUCCCCUCUAAACCGGAUAUGUCCAACUCCAUCCAUUUCAUUCCUUGUGUAAUAUCAUACAGCGGACCUGUUGAUGUUUCACACGAUUUUGUUGCAAGUAUGCACGGGAAUCCUGCAACCACCGGAGGUUCGGGAAUGGUCCACCGUGACUUUGCCAUCGCAUCCGGCCCCGCUGUUCCACUGUCGGUCCGUCCUGCUGCUCUACCAAAACCAAAGAAAACUAAUUAUGCUAAAUUCUGCUGCAUGCAGUGACUGGAUCGAAAAGUGUGGGCUGUUUCUGGGACUUGGACGCCGAAAGUUGACCAUAAAGGCCCGUUUGAACUAUCCAAAUUUGAAGUAUUAUUUUUUCAGUAUUAUUUUAUAGUUUUACUUCGUGUUUUUUUAGAAAGCGAUAAAAUUAAAAUUCUGGUAGUGCCCCGCACCGCGUAGAUCCUUUGGCUUGAGCUUAGAUUCUCAGUAUUACGAUAACACGAUAACUGAGCUAGUUGGUUAAAUCUAGCCGAAUCUAGUCGGUUCCGAAUCUUUGUCUUUGACUCUUUAUUGAUGUGACAUAGCGCUGAGACUUGGAAACGCUAUUCGGUGCGGAAACAGUGUGAAAGCUUAUCAAACAUUGGAAAUUUCAAUAUCAUUCCUAUUAAAAAUUUA
Messenger RNA from Paramacrobiotus metropolitanus, 2338 nucleotides. RefSeq names its product importin subunit alpha-7-like. Gene Ontology annotation, molecular function: nuclear import signal receptor activity; protein binding. Gene Ontology annotation, cellular component: nucleus; cytoplasm; nucleoplasm. The record is from RefSeq and is a predicted model, not a curated record. NCBI's taxonomy places the organism in Eukaryota, Metazoa, Tardigrada, Eutardigrada, Parachela, Macrobiotidae. Gene Ontology annotation, biological process: NLS-bearing protein import into nucleus.